Molecule: messenger RNA, 609 nt
Organism: Sugiyamaella lignohabitans
Lineage: Eukaryota; Fungi; Ascomycota; Dipodascomycetes; Dipodascales; Trichomonascaceae
Gene: FMP41
Product: Fmp41p
Exons: 1
Coding region: 1-609 (202 amino acids)
Molecular function (GO): catalytic activity
Source: RefSeq, a predicted model, not a curated record
AUGCCCAUUCCAAAGUACCCUGUCCUUUUCUACAAGCCCAAGACUGCAUUGAGUGCUACUGGUGACGAUAUUGUAGUUCCCACACCUGCAUUGAUCAAAAACCAAACAGACUACGAAUGUGAGUUGGUUGUAGUCAUUGGUCGCGAAUGUAAAGACAUUACCCCCGAACAAGCCUAUGAUUAUAUUUUAGGAUAUGCCGUUGGCAACGACGUUUCUCACCGUGACUGGCAAUUGAACAGAGGAAGUCAAUGGAACCUCGGCAAAAUGUUCGACGGAUUCGCUCCAUUUGGACCUGCCAUUGUCAGCAAAGAGGUCACUGGAACCCCCGACUCACUCCAGAUUUACGCCAAGCUCAAUGGCGACAAUCUAGUACAAAACGAAUCCACUGGCGACAUGAUUUUCAACGUCCCGGCUGCCGUCUCCUUCCUCAGUCAAGGCACAACUCUUCUUCCUGGCGAUGUUAUCUUCAUGGGCACACCCUCCGGCGUCGGAAUGGGCCGAAGCCCACCUGUCUGGCUCAAAAAUGGCGACGUUGUCGAAGUCGGCCUGAGCAAAGUUGGCUCCAUUGUCAAUAAAGUUGUUUUCGAGGACCAGCGAGCUAAACUCUAG